AUGCGCCAGCCAACACCAGACGCUCCCCGAAUAUCGCCAUACUCAACAUCCUCAGCAUCGUUCCCAACAUCCCCCCGAUUCUCAUACCACAUCGCCGCCUCCUUCAUCGGCAAAGACCGUCCUUACGACCCCUCCACCCAUGUCUUCCACUUCAACCCGUACAACCGAAUCCAACCACCCCGUCACCGGCGGCGCUCCUCCCGCCCAGACUCGGGCCACGAUGCCUUCUUCGUCAGCCGCAUCAACGACUCCGGCUCCGUAGCCUUCGGAAUCGCAGAUGGCGUCGGCGGCUGGGUUGACUCGGGCGUCGACCCGGCCGACUUCUCGCACGGCUUCUGCGACUACAUGGCCGCAUCGGCAUACGAGCACGAUCCGGCGAACAACAGGCCCUUGACAGCGAGGAGACUCAUGCAACAGGGAUACGACGCCGUGUGCAACGACCGCUCACUACAGGCUGGCGGUAGCACGGCCUGCGUCGGAAUAGCAGCCCCAGACGGGACGCUGGACGUGGCCAACCUGGGCGACUCGGGGUUCCUGCAACUUCGUCUCAACGCCGUAAAUGCCUACUCAGAACCACAAACCCACGCAUUCAACACCCCGUUUCAGUUAUCCCUCAUCCCGCCAAGCGUCGCCGCGCGAAUGGCGGCUUUUGGCGGCGCGCAAUUAAGCGAUUUACCCCGCGACGCAGACGUUUCCCAGCACUACGUCCGCCACGGCGACGUGCUCAUGUUUGCCACCGACGGCGUCCUAGAUAACCUCUUUAACCACGACAUUCUCAAAAUUGCCAGCCGCGUCAUGGUCUCCAGCGGCGCCUGGCAAAUGACCCCCUCCGGCGGAGUCCGCGUCGCCGACUCCAUCGAUUCACUUACGAGGCCCUCGAGCCUUGGCCAGGCUAAGCCCAGCGGCAAACCCUCUAGAACCGUUACUCUGCAGAGUCUACUCGCCACAGAAAUAGUUGGCGCCGCGAAGACGGCUAGUGUCAACACCAAGGUCGACGGGCCGUUUGCAAAGGAGGUGCAGAAAUAUUAUCCCCAUGAACAAUGGCGCGGCGGCAAAGUCGAUGACAUUUGUGCUGUGGUGGUUAUUGUCUCAGAGGACAACAGCGGACCUCGCAGCAAGCUCUAA
This is a messenger RNA of Metarhizium acridum CQMa 102, 1125 nucleotides long. Its product is annotated as Protein phosphatase 2C 7. The record is from RefSeq and is a predicted model, not a curated record. Gene Ontology annotation, biological process: protein dephosphorylation. Gene Ontology annotation, molecular function: protein serine/threonine phosphatase activity. Lineage: Eukaryota; Fungi; Ascomycota; Sordariomycetes; Hypocreales; Clavicipitaceae.